Molecule: messenger RNA, 1347 nt
Organism: Triplophysa dalaica
Lineage: Eukaryota; Metazoa; Chordata; Actinopteri; Cypriniformes; Nemacheilidae
Gene: hwa
Product: huluwa
Exons: 3
Coding region: 28-912 (294 amino acids)
Source: RefSeq, a predicted model, not a curated record
ACAGGUGCAUCCUUGAUUUGUGAUGAAAUGUCGCAGUUGGGAUCGGCUGUGCCCUCACCCAACUUAGCCGAGGGCCUCCCGGUGUCCAGUUUGGCGCUGUUGAUCCUGGUACUGAUCCCCUGCGUGGUUCUGCUGCUGCUCAUCAACUGUUUGUUUGUGGGCUACAAGUUGUUUUUGUUGACCCGGAGGAAGAGAGAGCGCUGCGGGUCCGAGAUCUCGCUCAUGCACUCAUCUCUAUCCACCCGCCACAGGGUCACGCGCUUCUCUGACGAACCUCUGUUCGCUCCGCACAGGAAGACCAACUUUGUUUCUGUUUCGGAACCGAUGUUGGCGCCGCCGAUCACGUCGUCGUUGACCUCCUCGGCGGAGAGAAGGGCGGCCGGACAGCGCGGCAGGUUUCCACGCCCGGACGGGGCCACGUACCCCGGGUCUCGUCCACUGCGCGUGCCAAGCUGGAGGAAAAGCGCCCCGGUUCUGCUGCAGUCCAGUGAUUCGGAAACGGAGCGAAUAAACACGGUGCCACCGAACUCACCCGCACUUCAUGAGACACCAAACGGGUUCUCCGUUCCAAUGGUUUCCAUGCGUCGAAGCAGCACCAUGGAUCUGGAGAGUCAUAAUCUGGAUAAGAUCCGUGUGGAGUGUGAGACGGCCAGCAGCAUCCCGCCAGAGAACUCCUGUUACGUGCCUUCAUCCAGCCCUUCUGCUGGAGGCCCAGGACUGGACAGUGACUUCGGAGCCAGUGCAGGUGUGUCUCUACGUAUCCUUUCCAUGGACAGCGAUGGAUUUCAAUGCUCGGCCUGGGCGUCCCCUCUGGAAUGGGAUUACUACGACCCAAGUUACGUCACUCAGAACCACGUUCCCAAACACAGACACCACGCACCCCCUAUCACUACCAAACAGUACUGGGUCUAGAAUUCGUUCCAUGGAGAGCUCUUAAACAUGGCUCAAUUCAGCUAUUCUGUCUCUAGAACUUUAACUGAGCCAAGUCUGGGUUUAUGCACUCGUUCACUUGCUGUUUUAACUGCAACUCGUCACUUCAAAUCACAAAUAGGUAGAAAAGGUUCACUUCGAAAACCGUAGUGUUUUGCUCGCACAAAUGUAUUUAUACACAAUCACUCCAAUUUUGUUUCACUUUAGAGAUCUUUGACCACAUUAUGUUUUGUGCAUAUUUAAAGUGUUUCACAUUUAAUGUUUGUUCAUUUUACAUGUUUUGUGUCACAAUUGGUUCUCAGUUGGUGAGGUCCACAGAAAAGGCUGUUUUGUCAAGUUUUUUUUUUUAACACCCUACACAUUGUAUUAAUAUAAUGUAUUUGGAUGUGUCUGAAUUGAAUAAAGAUUUUAUUACAA